GGCCCAACAGCCCAGACCACAUAGAGCAGCGUAGAGCAGCGCAGAGCAGGCACAGCACCGCACCACAGGCAUCGCAGAGCAGGCACAGCACUCGUCGAUAAGCCACAAGACCCACAAGACACUGUUGAUUGUUUUUGUGUUGCAUCCAACGGAUCCACGCAACUGUUGCCACCUGUUGCCACCCUUUUUUGUUUCUGUUUUCGUGUUUGUUUGCUGUUUUGGACGAAGCCCAGCCCCCCGCAGGCAUUUGAUCAACGCCGCCAUUUAUAGAGAUACACAUACACAGACAGACGCCCCAGACCCUAGACCAUGAGGCAGCCAAGCAGACAGCAAAUUCUGGCGCUGGCCCUGUGCAGCGCCGUCUGCCUGAUCAGCGCCGUACCCGUGCCCCAGCCCGCCGGCAACCAGGAACUGGAUGUACUGCAGAUACCCCUGGCCAAUGGCAAGGAAAUCGAUGUCUUGACAUUGGGCGCCAAAGAUCAAGAACAAUUGAUAGCCGAUCGCAAUAAAAGAACGAUUGGAUUGCUGCGUGAACUGUUUCCGGAUAUAACCAAGAACGGCGCCACCGAUACACAAAUCGAUCUGUCGGCAAUUAACAAACAGCUUGAGGAGACCAUUCGUGUGGCCCGCCAGGUCAAGGAGGCGGAGGCGGCCGCCGCUGCCUCCCAGUCCUCGCCGGUUGCCCAGGCCCCCAUUCCACUCAAGUCCAACGAACCCAUUCAGCUGAGCUUCAACAACGAGCUGCCCACACUCAGCACAUCCAGUGGCACAUCCUCCUCCUCCUCACCAACUGCCAGCCUCAGUGAUGUGAAGGCAUUGAGCACCAAUGAUCUGCAGCAGUCGGAGUCCAAGUCGCCGGCCAUCGAUGAGCUGACCCUCGACUCGGCUGAGGAGACGGCCGAGCUGGAUGACCGCAACAAGAGUAAUCUGUUCAAAAGGUUCCUUAAUUUCGGCGGUGCGGGUCUGGCCGGUGGAUCAAGCGGCAACGGUGCCGGUGGCUCGCCCAGCGGCAAUAGCCUGGGAGCCGGCGGCUCCGGCAACUUCCUGCUCGAUGUGGUGCGGCUCUUCUCGGGCAGCGUCCAGACCCAGCAGGGCGAUGAGGCCGCCAACUCCGUGGGCGGCGGCGGUGCCAGCAGCAGCGGCCUCGGCGGCGGCAGCCUCGGCUCCGACGACACGGACGGAGACAGCACCCGUAAUGCCGAUGGCUAUACCGAGGGCAUUCCCGGCCCCGUGACGCGCCUGGUCGUGCUGGCCAAUCGUGGUCUGGCCAAUCUGGUGCAGGAUUUGAUUCUGCGCGUGGCCGCCACCAGCGAGAAGUUCGUCAACUUCAAGGCCAAGCUGAUAACGGCGCUGAUCUAAGGACCGAGUCCUGGCCUUGGCUCCAUCCCUGCACUGGCCACGCCCUCGCCCGAUUUAGUCAAGUCACACUCAACUGUACAGAGUCAAAUGCAGCAGAUCACACACUGCCCCCAUCCCCUUCCGCGUCCCCUCUGUCUGUCUCUCUCUGUUUCACUCUCUCGACCACCCACAACCACACACA
Messenger RNA from Drosophila persimilis, 1540 nucleotides. Its product is annotated as keratin, type I cytoskeletal 10. The coding region runs from base 310 to 1359 and encodes 349 amino acids. The record is from RefSeq and is a predicted model, not a curated record. The transcript is spliced from 7 exons. NCBI's taxonomy places the organism in Eukaryota, Metazoa, Arthropoda, Insecta, Diptera, Drosophilidae.